Messenger RNA from Trichomonas vaginalis G3, 270 nucleotides. RefSeq names its product MazG nucleotide pyrophosphohydrolase domain-containing protein. The annotation marks the transcript as partial. The record is from RefSeq and is a predicted model, not a curated record. Lineage: Eukaryota; Parabasalia; Trichomonadida; Trichomonadidae. The transcript has a single exon.
GAAGUUUGGGCAACCCUUGUUGCCGAUGACGCUUACGAAAUUUCCCAACCCUACCCAUACAAAAUCCGCAACAAGGCGACAGGCAAGGUUCUUACCCCAGUCCUCAACAACUUGGGACACUUGACCCUUACCCUUCGAAAUUACGGUACAAUUUCCAUGGGAAGGCUUGUCGGUAUGCAAUGGGUUCCAAAUCCAAACAAGAAGACGAAGGUCAGACACAUUGACGGUGACAAGCUCAACAACCGUAAGGAGAACCUCGAGUGGUUCUAA